Microtus oregoni (creeping vole) is the source of this 2801-nucleotide messenger RNA. RefSeq names its product beta-1,3-N-acetylgalactosaminyltransferase 1 (globoside blood group) (gene B3galnt1). The record is from RefSeq and is a predicted model, not a curated record. Gene Ontology annotation, molecular function: N-acetyl-beta-D-glucosaminide beta-(1,3)-galactosyltransferase activity. The transcript has 5 exons. Gene Ontology annotation, cellular component: membrane. Bases 792 to 1787 code for a protein of 331 amino acids. Lineage: Eukaryota; Metazoa; Chordata; Mammalia; Rodentia; Cricetidae.
GAGCCUGCGGCGGAGAUGCCAGCGCCCGCGGCCGUGGCCGUGGCCGUGGCCGACAACGGUGGCGAGGACAGCUCCGGGCUGCGGGUGCCGGGUGCUCGCGCGCGCGCGCGCGUGUGCGUGCAGGAGGCGCGCGCCGGGCGUGCGUGCGGCUGCGGGGAGCCUGUUGUCCACGCGCAGGAAGCGAGCGCGGCCAGCAUCGCAGCGGGUGCCAGCGGCUCGCCGAGGAGGAAAAAGGCCAAGGUCAGCAGAGCUCUGUGUUAGACAGCGUCGGCAGAGAGACCGUGCAGCACCUCCGACGGCUACCCAAGGACUGAUAACCACAGCCCAGAGGGAAGAGUCGGGUCUCCAGAAGCUGCAGCCUUGACUUCUUCGAGGCACUGGCUUGAGCCCAAGACCAGCUUUGACUAGCCGGCUACUGGACAAGGACACAGAACUAAGGUCACGUUUGUCCUUUCAUCGGGACCGCUGAGGAAGUCUUGGGUGUGAGCCUUUUACGUAGCAUGUGGCAGAAAUUUGGGCCAAGCUGUGAAAACCCCCGUGGUUCAGAGUCAGUGUUUUUCAUAGUGAAGAGACCCUUUAAUAGCCAGUCUUGGUGGCCCAUGCCUUUAAUCUCCGAACUCUGAGUGAAGGCAGAGACGAGGCAGGUGGAUCUCUGCGAAUCCUACUCUUUUUGAGAAUAUUCUUUGUAUUUCAUAUGACAGCAACUGACGUGUGCUGAGGAGGUGGACACUCACCGAGCCUUCGCUCCGUCUUGUAGAACCCGUGCCUUCCGUACUGCUCCACUGCUGUGAAUGGCCCCGGCUGUCUUGACCACCCUUCUCAAUAGGAUGUCACUGCGAUCCCUCAAAUGGAGCCUCCUGCUGCUGUCCCUGCUGAGUUUCCUAGUGAUGUGGUACCUCAGCCUUCCCCACUACAAUGUCAUUGAGCGUGUGAACUGGAUGUACUUUUAUGAGUAUGAGCCAAUUUACAGACAAGACUUUCGCUUCACGCUCCGGGAACAUUCGAACUGCUCUCAACAGAACCCAUUCCUGGUCAUCCUGGUGACCUCGCGCCCCUCAGAUGUGAAAGCCAGACAAGCAAUUAGAGUCACUUGGGGUGAAAAGAAGUCCUGGUGGGGGUAUGAGGUUCUUACGUUUUUCUUAUUAGGCCAGCAGGCCGAAAAGGAAGACAAGGUGUUAGCGCUGUCCCUAGAAGACGAACACCUUCUCUAUGGCGAUAUUAUACGGCAAGAUUUUUUAGACACAUAUAAUAACUUGACCUUGAAAACCAUUAUGGCUUUCAGGUGGGUAAUUGAGUUUUGCCCCAAUGCCAAGUAUAUCAUGAAAACAGACACCGAUGUUUUCAUCAACACUGGCAAUUUGGUCAAGUAUCUUUUAAACGUAAACCACUCAGAGAGGUUUUUCACAGGCUACCCUCUAAUCGACAACUAUUCCUACAGAGGAUUUUUCCAGAAAAACCAUAUUUCGUAUCAGGAGUACCCUUUUAAGGUGUUCCCUCCCUACUGUAGUGGGUUGGGCUACAUUCUGUCCAGGGACCUUGUACCGAGGAUCUAUAAAAUGAUGAGUCAUGUGAAGCCCAUCAAGUUUGAAGAUGUUUAUGUUGGGAUCUGCUUGAAUUUGUUAAAAGUGGACAUUCAUAUCCCAGAAGACACAAAUCUCUUCUUUCUGUAUAGAAUCCACUUGGAUGUCUGCCAGCUCAGACGCGUGAUUGCCGCCCAUGGCUUCUCUUCCAAGGAGAUCAUCACGUUUUGGCAGGUCAUGCUGAGGAACACCACAUGCCAUUAUUAAGGCCGUACUUCAGACGUCCAGGGCAGGGAGGGCUCAGAGUGCUGGCUUCCCACACUGAGACUCACGGGGAGCACGCCCAGACGGAAGCUCCGCGGCAUAAACUUACUAGUGAUUUGACUUCACAGACUUUCACGCGGACCCCUUAAAGGCGAUGGAGGAGUGGAGCAACGCAAAGGGUUUUGCUAAUGCAGUCAAAGGAACAAACGUCGUCUGGAUGACUUAGUCUAUAGAUUAUUAUUCCUUAAGAUUUCCCUGAAAGAAGAGCUGACUCGUCCACAGCAACAAAACCGUGCGGAGUUGUAUUUAUUAGAUAGUCUAGUCUCAUGAAGCUCAGCGUGGAGCUUCGGUGGUAUUAUUUAUAUAUAUGGGCGUGUGUGUGUAUGCAUAUAUACAUAUAUACACAUAUAUUUCUCGUAAAAGCUUUACUGAAGUUAUAUUGAAGAAAAUUUCAUUUGUAUUGUUUUCAUCCACAGGAUACUUGACAAUGUGGUAUUUCCGAGUUAUAAGAUAGUAUUUAAUGUUAUUUCAGGUUCCUAAGUGUUUAAAGGUUAUGGAGACUUCAGUGUUAUUAUAUAGUGAAUCCCCGUUCACAUUUGAGUUUUGUUUUACUUCCUCCACUCAGCAGUUCACCUUUGAAAGCCCCACUAAUGUGAUAUCAUAGCUUAUUACUGACUGACAGCAAUCUCCUGAGCUUUGUUGGAUAUUUUAUUGUAGAAAUAUGGAGAAUCAAAGCAAGAAAAUUCAAGAUUUCGUGCUUUUUUUAAAAUGUAGUACAAAUAUGUAGUCAGUGUUUCUAGAUGUCACUGCAUUUGUGCUUUUUUUUUCCUCCACAGACCUUGGGAGUGAUGGAAAAUAUUUCCUAAAAGCAAAGAGGCUAAGGUGGUAUUAGAGUAUGCUACAGCAGUGUCUGAGUUGGAAAGGGGAAGCAGAGGAUCCACGCUGCUGCAUUGUUAACCCACCCAGUGUGUUUUCUGCUUAGUGAUCAACUUGUGAAUAAAGAGUUUCCAAAAACAA